UUGCAAUUUUUUAGCAGAAUUUUUUCUCUUACAAUUUCCUUCUCGAAAUGAUGGCAGGAGUGCUUGGUCACAUUCGAAUCAAGAGUGAUGUCAUACGUCAGUGUUUGGCAGAAUUCAUUGGCACCUUACUUCUUGUGCUAUUUGGAGACUCUAUACUGGCUGUAGCUGUUCUAGGCAAAAUUGGAUCAAUUGGCGCAGUGGCUGUGCCUCUUGGAUGGGGAUUAGGUUUAAUGAUUGGUAUCGCCGUGUCGGGAGGAGUAUCUGGUGGCCACCUGAACCCAGCGAUUACUCUAGCCUUUGCAACAGUAGGAAAGUUCAAGUGGAGAAAGAUUCCAGCUUUUAUAGCCUCUCAAUACCUUGGGGGUUUCGUUGCAGCAGCACUGGUGUUUUUUGUCUAUGAAGGUGCAUUUGAAAACUUUGAUGGUGGAUAUCGCAGUGUAACAGGACAGAAUGCUACAGCUCACAUUUUCGCCACUUAUCCUCAGGAAUUUGUAAAUACUAGAAACGGUUUGUUUGAUCAGGUUUUGGGAACUUUUUUGCUCAUGAUAGCAAUCAGUGCUAUUAUCGAUGACAAGAAUAUGAACAUAGCUCAAGGCCUUCAGCCUUUGUUGAUUGGACUCUCUCUCACUGCAAUAAUCUGUUGUUUUGGAUUUAACUGCCAGGCGUCGCUAAACCCCGCUAGAGACCUUAGUCCCAGGGUAUUUACGGCUAUGGCUGGAUGGGGUGUUGAUGUUUUCAGCUUUCGAAAUUACAACUGGUUCUGGGUACCUGUAAUUGGUCCACAUAUUGGAGCAAUUUUGGGUGUAUGGAUCUACAGACUCAUGGUCGAACUUCAUUGGCCAGUUGAUAGUUACGACAUAGCCAAAAACUUCAGUAAUUUCAAAGGGAUAACUUUAGAUUCAUCUAAACAAGAUGGCAACAUUGAGAUGAAGAGCGUCAAGAUGACUGACGCAAAACCAUAGACUUGAAUAACUGCCUAAGAAACGAGUUGUUCAUUUGAUGGAGAAGGGUUGCAGUUUUUCUCCGUUAGAGCUUCUGAGGCCGUUUGUCAGCUCCUAAACAACAAGAAGUUUCUCUAACCACUUAUUACAACCCUGGUUCAGCACCCAUGUUUUCAAUGGCACUGUCUGUUGCGUGUCCACAUACAUUCUCUAACUGCUGUAUCUCUGCAUACACGAUAGAAAGGAGCACAAUGUGCUAUUUUCCCUUUCGAACUGGAAUUCUUAUCACGCACUCUGGGUUUCAAAGUAAUAAAAGACUAGUUCAAAACCUGUUCUCUUCCACAACAUGCAAUAAUAAACGUUCCAUAACCUGUAUAUAUAAAAUAACAGAUAUUAGUGUUUAAAUCAACCGAUUAAAAAAUAAGGAAAUUGGAAAAAUCGAAUUUUGUAACUUGUUGAAACGUUAUUUAUUAUAUUUGCAGAUCCGACAGUAAUUGGCUUUAUAAACUAACAACAGAUAUUACACGUUAUACAAAUGUGAGUUAAUUGACGUAAAUUCUAUUUCGAUCUUAAAUUUUGUUUAGCUAUAAUAAGAUGUGUCGAUAAGCGUUCCAGAUGUUGUACAAAUAUUUUUAUUCGUAUUAAUGUAAAUACAUAUAUUCACAGAGAAAUAGAUGUGAGUUUUAGUAUUUUUUUUCUAUUACAUUCGAAUGGUAGUUCAUUACUGCUUCAUUAAUCUUAUAUUCAAACUUUUUUCAUAACAAACUAUUUUCGGUUAAAAAAAAACACGAAAAUAUAGCGAAAGUUGAAAUAAUUAAUUUAUAAAGUUAGACUUUUGUGUAUCAUAAGAAUACAGAUUAGGGUUUAAACAAAGGAUACAUUUAAAUGCAUCUUUAUGGACGAGAUAUGAUGCAUAUCUAUGUACAUAUUGAUUUGAAUAUAAAUCAGUUAGUUGUUAUAUGGAAUUAUCAGAUGAUUUUCAAUAUAAUAUAAAAGUUAAGCUUUGUUAUUAUUUAACAUUUACAUUUCAAGUGAAUACAUUUUUCUAAACAAUGGAA
Molecule: messenger RNA, 1999 nt
Organism: Limulus polyphemus (Atlantic horseshoe crab)
Lineage: Eukaryota; Metazoa; Arthropoda; Merostomata; Xiphosura; Limulidae
Product: aquaporin-7-like
Exons: 7
Coding region: 48-962 (304 amino acids)
Biological process (GO): water transport; glycerol transmembrane transport
Cellular component (GO): basolateral plasma membrane; plasma membrane
Molecular function (GO): water channel activity; glycerol channel activity
Source: RefSeq, a predicted model, not a curated record